CCGCGCCUCUCGUCUGUCAGCCCCAGCCGAAGGGAAAGGGGGGAAGAGGAGGGGAAAAAAAGCAGCUCCAAGAUUUGAACUCAGGUUCUCCUGACUCCAGGUCCAGUGCUUUCCCACUACCACUCAGCCUCUAAAAGGAGUUAAAACAGACAAUCUGCUUCAUCUUGAUUCUGCAGCAUUCCAGGAUAGAAGUGUCCUUGGGGCUCUUUCUUAACAUUGAUAUGGUACAGAAGAUUUAAAAUCAGCUGAUGUUCACAAGGAAUAGAGUCACGUGAUGUAUGAAGGGAAACACAUACACUUCUCUGAGGUUGACAAUAAGCCCUUGUGCUCAUAUAGCCCCAAACUGUGCAAGCAGCGGCGGCUCAACGGCUACGCUUUCUGUAUCAGACACGUUCUGGAGGACAAGACUGCCCCCUUCAAGCAAUGUGAAUAUGUGGCCAAGUAUAACAGCCAACGCUGCACCAACCCCAUCCCCAAAUCUGAGGAUCGCAGGUACUGCAACAGCCACUUGCAGGUACUUGGCUUUAUACCGAAAAAAGAGAGGAAGAAAAAGAAUGACCCAUUAGAGGAGGCGAAGGCCAGGCACCAGAUGGAUACCAUGGCCUUCAGCCUGACGGUGCCCACCCUGGCCUUGAAGAUGCCCAAUGGACUUGAUGGAAUGUCCCUGUCACCACCAGGGGCAAGGGUCCCUCUCCACUACCUGGAGACAGAGUUGGAAGAUCCUUUUGCUUUCAAUGAGGAAGAUGAUGACCUAAAGAAAGGGGCAACCGUGAGGAAGAAGUUGCAGAGUAAGCUGGCUCAGAAUCGGCAACGCCAGAGAGAGACAGAGAUUUUAAAAGUCCGCCAAGAGCACUUUAGCCCCCCUCCUGCACCUUUGCAGCAGCAGCCUCCGCAGCAGCACGCCCAUCUGCCACCUUUAUCGACUUCUUUAAAGCCUCCAGGGCUGCCGCAGGGUCUGGUCUGCAAGUCCCCUCCACCUCAGAACACCAGCCUACCAAUGCAGGGAGUGGCACCCACCACACACACUAUAGCACAAGCCAGGCAGUCGUCCCAGAAGAGACCCCUGCCUCUCCCGCCCUCCGGUAGGGCUCCUGCUGCGGACCCGCCCCGGACUGACCGGGUCCUCAUGAAAGCCACAGCCUUCUCUCCACACUCAGCUUGCAUGAGUCGGCUGCAGAGACUGGUGAAACUGUGCACUCGGAGACGGCAGCUGGACACAGAUCUGUUUCCCCAUCUAGGGCUGGACUGGUCUGAAGAUAGUGGAGAAGAAUUGGAGGAAUCAGAGCAAGCCUCGCCAUACCAGGUUGCAUGGUCCAUCCGAGAAACCCUCAGAUAUGAGAGACAAGAGUCAGAUGAUGAUGAUACAGACAGCAGGAGUUCGAGGGUGACCCAACUUUGCACUUAUUUUCAGCAGAAAUAUAAGCACCUCUGCCGCCUGGAGCGGGCAGAAUCACGUCAGAAGAAGUGUCGGCAUACAUUUCGAAAAGCCUUGCUGCAGGCGGCCAGUAGAGAACCAGAAUGUGCUGGGCAAGUGAUACAGGAACUCCGAAAAGCUGCAUGCACUCGAACCAGCACAAACCGGGCUCAAUUGAGGGAGGUGGAACCAGUACCAUGUAGUGGAAUGGUGAAGGGGGAACCAUGCACUAAUAAAGCUCUUCCGUUCACCAGACAUUGUUUUCAACAUAUCCUCUUGAACCGAUCUCAGCAGCUCUUUUCCAGUUGCACAGCUAAGUUUGCCGAUGGACAGCAGUGUUGUGUGCCAGUUUUUGACAUUACGCACCAGACACCUCUGUGUGAAGAACAUGCCAAAAAAAUGGAUAAUUUUUUGAGAGGAGAUAGCUCCCGUAAAGUUCAGCACCAGCAGCAGAGGAAACCCAGGAAAAAAACAAAGCCACCUGCACUUACCAAAAAACAUAAGAAGAAAAGAAGACGUGGACCACGUCGGCCGCAGAAGCCCAUUCCCCCUGCAGUGCCCCAAGGAAACCUCAGCAUGCCCACCAGCGUCUCACUGCCAUUGGAAAUCUCCCAGCUGCGGAGCCCUUCCACACCGGAGCUGAGUACUGACGAGCUGCCUGAUGACAUUGCCAAUGAGAUCACUGACAUUCCACAUGACUUGGAAUUAAAUCAGGAGGACUUUUCAGAUGUCCUGCCACGGCUACCCGAUGACUUACAAGAUUUUGAUUUUUUUGAAGGUAAGAAUGGAGACCUCCUUCCUACAACAGAAGAGGCGGAGGAACUCGAGCGGGCUUUGCAGGCUGUAACUUCCCUUGAGUGCCUGAGUACCAUUGGAGUACUUACCCAGUCAGACGGGGUGCCGGUUCAGGAGCUUUCAGAUAGAGGCAUAGGGGUGUUCUCCACGGGUACUGGAGCUUCAGGAAUGCAGUCCUUGAGCCGGGAAGUAAACACAGACCUUGGGGAGCUGUUGAACGGGCGCAUCGUGCACGAUAACUUCUCCAGCCUAGAGUUGGACGAGAACUUGCUCCGUUCUGCUACCUUGUCCACCCCGCCGACGCCCCUGGCAGGGCAGAUCCAGGGCCAGUUCUCGGCCCCAGCCACUGUCGGCCUUACUCCGGCUACUCUGAUAAGCCAGAGCUCGCUUGGGGAGAGAGCCUUCCCAGGACAGUUUCACGGACUUCCUGACGGCAGCCAUACCUCCCAGAGGCCACAUCCUGCCCAGCUGCUGAGCAAGGCAGACGACCUAAUCACCUCACGACAGCAAUAUAGCAGCGACCAUUCACACUCCUCGCCCCACGGAAGCCAUUACGACAGCGAGCACGUGCCGUCUCCCUACAGCGAUCACAUCACCUCUCCCCACGCCACCACCUUCUCCGGUGAUAACAUGGCAGCUACCUUCUCAGCAGAAAUGCCCAUCAUGGCGCAGCACUUGCUCCCAACCCAGCUGGAGGUGCCCCUGGGUGGGGUGGUGAACCCCAGAACUCACUGGGGCAACCUCCCCGUCAACCUCGCUGACCCUUCUCCGUUCAGCAACCUUCUCGGCGCAGAUGGACACCUCCUCUCCACGUCCCUGUCCACGCCACCCACCACCUCGAACUCAGAGACCACACAGCCUGCCUUCGCCACCGUGACCCCGAGCAGCUCCAGCGUGCUUCCGGGGCUGCCCCAGACCAGCUUCAGUGGCAUGGGGCCGCCUUCUGCCGACCUGAUGGCCUCCACCUCUCCUAAGCAGCAGCUCCCCCAGUUCAGUGCAGCCUUUGGCCACCAGCUGAGUUCCCACAGCGGCAUCCCGAAGGACCUGCAGCCCAGCCACAGCUCGAUAGCCCCUCCCACAGGCUUCACGGUCACAGGGGCCACUGCGACAAGUACCAAUAAUUCAUCUUCUCCCUUCAGCACCCCUAACUGAGCGGCGUGUCUGUGUGUGUGCAGGCAGCUGGGGACCACUGAAGUAAGCUCUAUAUGCACCCAGAGUUCCCCAUGGAAAAUUUUCAACAUGCAGUGCAGAAGGCUUCAAUGCAGCUAAAUGCCACACCAUUGCUUUUACUUUGGGAGUAGACUGAUUUGCCCUGAAAUGACUCCAAUCUUCAGCAUUAAGGUACAGUUGGUUCCAAUGGAUCAAUGCUGCAAUGAUGGAAAGUUUGAUACUUGUUGAUAGUAUCUUCAUCUGCUUGGAUGGGUUGAACUAGUUCCUCUGAACAGUGAUGAUUAUUUUCACUGUACAGUUUGAGUAUGUCUCAGGGAUUCCUUGUGGAAAUAAGGGCAAUUUAAUAAAAAAAAACAAAAAACAAAAAACUAAAUAGUUUUAAAACAAAAUAAAGGUAGAAUAUCAUCAAAGAGAGCGCAAGAAAGAGAAAACACAUUGAGUUUUGUAGUCCGCAGUGUCUUGUCUAGGGACUCUUGCUUUCUCCUUGGGGCUCUCAUCUCAAUUUCAGCAUACAGAAUAUUUUCCCAUCACGCUCAGCUUUAAAAGUUUUAUUUAAAAGUUCCCUUCCCCAAUGAGCUUUCAGAAUACUUAUUGUAGAUUUUAAGAGAAAAAGGUAUAUUAAUUUAUGCUAUUAACAUCACCUCAUAAAUUAUAAGUUUUAUACUAAAGCUGUAUUGAGUGUAAUGAAUUAUGUUUCCUAUGUGUUUUAAUAGCUAUAAAAUUAUAUACAAGCUUUUUUUUUUUUUUUUUUUUGGUGAAAAACAAACUAGUGAAGCACCUUUUUACACUGGAUCUCUGCCGUGUCAAGGUGUAUAGCUAUUCUUUGCUACCUUGCAGAUAUAUAAAAUAAAAUGGUAUCCUGCAGCCACAAAAUGUAGAACAUCUUUUAGCCCAUUUAUUACUGCUCAUAGAAUUCUUGAGUAUUUCAUUCUUUAGUAAAUGAUCGUGGUUUACACUUAAGACGGCUAGAAGCUUAGUUACAGGGUAAAUAGAAAUACAUAGAUCAAAUAAAAACUCCAACUACUGUAGCUGGAAUUGUGAACUAAGUUUGUAAGACCUCUUUUUUUUCCUAUAGAUUUAUUCUUUAAUUUACAGUUCAUUCUGUAAGUUGGGAAAUCAAAAAGAGAGAAAAUGUCAAAUCUAGAUGUUCUCAGUGUCUUAUUCAGGAACUUUUUACCCCUCCUCACUAAGGAAUUCCCACUGUGACUUAAAAAUAGAAUUAAAUUACUUGUGUGCAUGUAUGUAUUUGUGUUUUACACACAUGCAAAAAUAUGCAUUGGGGGAGUGUGUGUGUGUGUGUGUGUCUGUGUGUGUGUGUGUGAGAGAGAGAAAGAGAGAAAGAGAUGUAUGUGUGUGUAAGGUAAAAUAGAGAAAAGUAGCAACACAAGGUGAUGGAAUGUAUUGUAGAAAUAUGAUUUAUUUAGUUGAGGGGAUUGGACUUAUUUUCUCAUUGUCACUAUUGUAUAAAUACACCAAAUUCUUUAUUAUGUUUUGUUAAAAGGCUAGCUCUGAUAUCAUGUGCUUUUUAUUUUAAAUCUUUUGAUUGACUUACAUUGUGUUCCAUUUUUUUUAAAAUGGCAUGAGAAAUACCAGGCUCUAAGACACCCUUCUAUCCCCUCUUUUUUUUUUUUUUUUUUUUUUUUAAAUGAGAGAGAGGAAAUGAAGUGUUAUCUGUAUUUUAUUGUGGGGUAGUGGGACCAGAUAUCCGUUGUAAAUUUUUAAGUUAAUAGUAAAUUACUUUAUACUCUAACUUUGAAAACAUUGUCCAUCAUCCUUAUUUCAAUUUGACAGGUAUUGUGGUUGGCAUUUUUUUUUAAGGAUGCCAUUUUCAUAGGUGACUGCUUUGUUUUCCUGAGGAGUUGGUGGGAUCAUUUCAUUAUGCUUCAAAGCUAGGGAAAGUUUAAAUUAUUUUAAACAUAUUUUUAUCUCAACUGGGCUAUCCAUUUUGGAUUUAGGACAAUUUUAUUUCCCAUAUUUUGUCCAAGGGGAUGAUGAUGCUUUCUCUUAGAACUUUAUCUAAGAGUUAACUUCAAAUGAGACAUUCCUAUUUAUUUUGGUUUUUAAAGUCAUUGUUCUGUUGUACUUCACUGUAAUAUCCAGCAGUCUGAAGUAAUUAAAACCAUAGAUGUUACUGAAUUUCUCAUUCAUAUUUUUAAUAAUGAAAAUCAUGUAUUUUAAAAAUCUUUUAAAACAGCUUCUCGUAAUACACAAAUAUUUGAUUUUGAAGCCACAUUUAUUUAAUGCAAUCAAAACCUAGAAAAGCUCUGUAUGUGGUUCUUUUUACAGUUGUACUUUUCCAGCAUCUCCCAAGUUCACUCUCUCUGUGGAUUUUUAGAAAAUUUUUGUUUCCUGCAUAUUUCUUGUACAUAAGCAUGCAAAUGAAAGAAGAGAGUUUGUACUGGUGCCAUUCUCCCUUCAGUUGUUUGUGAUGGGAUUUACCAAAAUAAAUUCCCCAUUCAUCAAUGGAGGGAAAAAGACCCUUUUAAUGUAUAUUUGUACAGAGAUGUGUAUAUCAGAUGUGGUAGCACUUUGCUGAAUGUAAACUUGCCCUUGUCAAUGGAAAGAUUAAAAGUAUUAUGUUUAUUUAUACAUUUGUAUAAUCUAAAUCUAUAUAUACACGUAUGUAUAUGUGUGUAUAUAGAUAGAGCUAUAUACAUAUAUUUCCCCAAAAGUGUGUGUAUAAUAGAUAAAUAGACUUUGUUAAAAAAUAGAUUAAUAUGUCAGCGGUGGGAUUCUAGAUCAAACUGUAAACCAGAUAAAAUUCCUAUCUAGGGCACAUCACCAUAACUCUCUAGGAUAGAAAUCCCUUGGGUUAUCGUCUUUUUUCUGUUUAUAAUCAAUUGAUGCCCUAUAAAAAAUUAUUUCUAUUGUCCGUUUCCCCUGGUCCUAAUUACCAUCAUCACCAACUGUUGUUCACUUUUAUCAUUUAAAAGUUUAACUUCAAAUCUCCUCUCACUUUAAUCACUUCCAUUCUAGCCCAGAAUAUUUGGUUUAACCAUCCUGUCUUUCAUUGAUAUCACUGUUGUUUGUUCCUUUAAAAAAGGCCUUUAUUUCAGAGGUUUCCUAGAAAAUUGAGGUCUCAAUAACAUACACUGCACAGAUUUGGGAAGGUGGGUUUAAAUUUUGUCUUAUUUGAAAGAAAUGUCCCACCAUUUUAGGAAUUUUAUCUAGAAAAUUUUAUAAAGUUGUUGCUGAAAGAGUAAGAAUUGUAACAGUUAAAGCUUUUUAUAAGUUAUACUACUGUCUGUAGAGAAAACAUGUUUAUUCCCUCCUUUAUUCUCUUGUUAAUUUGGCAUUUGAAAAUUUUGGUUCACAUUAUAGUUAACUUGACAUUUUCACUUCCUUUUUCAAUGACAGUUAAAAGCUUAUUCAACCACAUGUUAGCCUCUUAAAAUCUGUGGCUAACCCAUGUUCUUAAUUCAUGUUAUAAUUGCUCUUUAAAUUCUCAUCUCUUUCUAGUGAAAUCUCAUUCUUAUGUGAUAAAUUCUUGGCAAUAUGGCCUUUGAUAUUCUUACAAUAGUGAUGUUGAGUUUUAACUUUGCUGCAGUUUUAUAGAAAACUUACAUCCAUUUAUAAUUGUGCCUUCUAAACUCUUAUGCACACACUAAACAAAGUGUAUAUAUACAUGUUGGAGCAUGUGUACAUAUACUAGCAUAUAUACUCACACAGUAUGUCUUUAGUAUAUAUUAUGUGAGUGAAUAUAUAGAUAUUCAGAGGCAAUGAAUAAUUGUUCUCUUGAUAUAUACUCAUGCAUAUGUAUAUUAAUAUAUGUAUAUAAGUAGUGUGGAUAUACUGUAUAUACACAUGUAUAUGUAUGAGUUUUGGACGGCAAUCUUUUACAUUUAGCAAAAUGCUGCCCCUCCUGGAAUAUUGUCCCUGCAGUGGCAGGUGUAUGUAACAAAUUGUCAAAAAUGUAACAUUAUAAAAAGUUAUUUAAAAAACAUUUUAAAAUUUUAAAUCAUCUAAAGUCAUUGGGAAAUUAUUUAUUUAUUAUUUUUUAUUUGUUUCCUUGCUGUUGUUGCUAUAAAUUAAAUCAUAUGGGAAGCAUUCCUAAAAGUUGUCAUCUAUUCAAAGGGAGUGAGAGAGAGAGCUGGAGGUGCACUUGAAGAACUUAUGUGGUUUUUCCUGUCUCUCAAACAGAGAUGUGCUCCAACCAGUCUGGUCAUUUCAAUUACGAAGAUACCCUAACCUUUCCUUUAGUACACUUUGUCUACUAUCCCCUAGAUCAAUAGUGGUCCACCAUUGGUUGCCUGUUUAUUUCAUUAAUAUAUAAUGAUAACUAAAAUUGAUUUGACUGAGGAGAGUUAAAUAUUCUCCUCCUGCUGCAGGGAGAAAAUAUCACCUCAUUGUUACCUAGCCUUGCUCAAAGUACACCUUAGAGAGUGUGGAUUUCUCAUGAAGCUGUCUGAAGCGAGCCUUUCACUUAUUUAAUUAAAAGUUAUCUUCACUAAGAAUUCUGUUAAAGGAAUUUUGAGACUGUUCAUACUGGACAUAGGCCUAAUUCUUCAUUAGACCCACAGCCUCAAGUGUUUUUCAGUGAUUUAUCAUGCUGAUUGCAAGAACAUUAAGAAAACUCCUUUAAUUGCCGUUUGAUUUUGUGAUCGAAUGGCAGAACAGAUUACCUCCUCAAGACUUAACAGAGAAAAAGGUAGAUGGACAAUCGUAAAUUUCAAGAUGCUACAGAAAACUGUGGAUUUGAGAGUAUUCCUUAUGACUGUUCGAGAGAGGUUUGUGUUUCUGUCAUUUGAAAAGUUAGCCUAGCCACAACCAGGUAUCAGAAGCAGCCUUACAACAAAAAGCCUCAUGGGAGUUGUUGAGCUGCUAGAAUGCUAUAGAAUAUGAACCAGUUGCAGUGGGGAAGGCAGUAGGAGGUAGCACGCCUGGAACAGUGAACGACAGCUUGCACACUUUCAUUUUCUUUCUUUCUCUUUUUUUUUUUUUUUUAAAGUAGCUGCACGGUAGCAAGGACUAGCAGUCCUUUCCCUCAAUCCUUCUUUCUCAUUGUCCCCUUUCACCUUGGCACACAAAAUCUGCUAAUACGCCAUACAUUGAAAAUGCUCACAAAAACCCCCAGAAAAAUAAUAAUUGCUUAAAGGGAACAUACAAACUUUAAUUCUCCUCUGUAUUAGUAGUGGCUGAAAGCUUAGUUAGUGUGCACACAAACCCAAUGUCAUUUGUUUCUGCAGAGAGCGCUUUGAAAUAAUGUGUGGGAGCAAGAUGAGGAGAGAAAUGGUUUUUGGCCAGAGCCCCCAGUUCUGAUCAAAAUUCAUACCAGUGGCUUUUAAAGCAGGUGUGCUGGAGGACCACAUUUUGGGAGCAGGGAGGCUUCUGGUUUGUAUUUUCCCUUUAAACAAGAAGACUUGGCUCACAUUUUCCAUAUAUAUCUCAAUGAAUGUACUGUAUGACCAUUUUAAAAAAAUUUGAUGAAAUAAUAAUGGAUUGGUCUCCUUUUGUUAUCUGGUCCUUGUUUAAUUUGUUUAAGGGUUUUUGUAUACAAAAGUUUACAUUUUUAUGUAUAUUUUUCUUGUGUAAAAACUGAUGUAAUAUGUGUAUAAAACACUGUAUGUAUUAUCUGUAUAUAGUGUGACAAAAUGAUUUUUCUUUCUUUCUUUUGGAUGUAUUAAUAAAUCUUGCUGUGAAAUA
Messenger RNA from Sarcophilus harrisii (Tasmanian devil), 9022 nucleotides. It is a transcript of the gene INO80D, whose product is annotated as INO80 complex subunit D. NCBI's taxonomy places the organism in Eukaryota, Metazoa, Chordata, Mammalia, Dasyuromorphia, Dasyuridae. Gene Ontology annotation, cellular component: nucleus. The transcript is spliced from 13 exons. Bases 275 to 3361 code for a protein of 1028 amino acids. The record is from RefSeq and is a predicted model, not a curated record.